This is a messenger RNA of Umbelopsis ramanniana AG, 1033 nucleotides long. RefSeq lists its product as uncharacterized. Gene Ontology annotation, biological process: mitochondrial L-ornithine transmembrane transport. The record is from RefSeq and is a predicted model, not a curated record. Gene Ontology annotation, molecular function: L-ornithine transmembrane transporter activity. Lineage: Eukaryota; Fungi; Mucoromycota; Umbelopsidomycetes; Umbelopsidales; Umbelopsidaceae. The transcript has 3 exons. Bases 97 to 834 code for a protein of 245 amino acids.
AGUAGGAUAUGCAACAUUUCAGUGGUUUGAUGACUGACAGAGCCGCAUCCAUAGCGUCUACAAACACAAUCCCGAACCAAUCCAUUAUACUCGGGUAUGCUCGACUGUGUGCGCAAAACUCGAGCUCGGGAAGGAUAUGCCGGUUUCUAUAAGGGAACAACCACACCAUUGGUAGGCAUAGGUGCAUGUGUAUCGAUCCAGUUUGUAGUGCUCGAGUACAUGAAACGAACCAUGUCUCAGGGUAAUCCCAACGUAGCACUCUCCAAUGCUCAAUUAUGUUUGGCCGGUGGUAUUGCUGGUGUUGCUAACUCAGUCGUAUCUGGACCUGUCGAACACAUCAGAACCCGACUCCAAGUUCAGACUGGUACUGGUACAGGCUAUUCGGGUCCUAUUGAUGCCAUUAGCAAGAUCUAUCGUUCUUAUGGUAUCCGAGGAAUUUACAAGGGUCAGAUGAUGACUGUGCUUAGAGAAGGUGUUGGUUAUUCUGCCUACUUUGCAUGCUACGAGUGGCUAGUUCAACAGACUAUGGAAUCGCAGAACUUGACUCGCAAACAAAUACCCACCACUCAAGUUUGUCUUUAUGGAGCUAUGAGUGGAUAUGCUAUGUGGCUUAUGAUGUAUCCUUUGGAUAUCAUCAAGUCCAAGUUGCAAACAGAUCAUUUAGACGUGUCCAAACGACAAUACCGAUCGGCAAUAGACUGUGCUCGCCAAGUGUUUGCAACUGAAGGUGUCAAGGGUUUCUUUAGAGGAUUUGGGCCUUGCAUGCUUCGAGCUGCACCUGUGAACGCCGUGACGUUCCUUGGAUUCGAGACAGCCAUGCGUGUUUUGUCAUAAAAAAAGAGUAGUGGUAUCAGGGCGCCAAUGUGAUUGGCCGCUUCAGAAAAUUUUCACGAAAAAUAAAUAACUUGUAUUGCACCUGAGUUUGCUUUUUUGCCACUUUCUUUAUAUUCAACAAAAUGGAGCGUACCUACAUCAUGGUCAAGCCUGACGGUAAAGAUUCUUCCUGAAUCUCGUAGAAAAACUUCUGUAGACC